AUGGAGGAGGAGAACGGCACUGUGAAGACUGAAUUCUUUCUCCUGGGAUUUAGUGACCAUCCAGAACUUCAGAGUCUUCUUUUCGCUGUGUUUUUUUCCAUCUACUCUGUGACCUUGAUGGGGAACAUUGGGAUGAUUUUUUUAAUCAUAACCCGUUCCUGCCUGCACACGCCUAUGUACUUUUUCCUCUGCAUAUUGUCCUUCAUUGAUGCAUGCUAUUCUUCUGUCAUUGCUCCCAAAUUACUUGUAGACUUGGUUUCUGAUAAGAAGACCAUUUCUUACAAUGGAUGUGCUGCACAGUUAUAUUUUUUCUGUUCUCUGGUUGAUACAGAAUCUUUCCUUUUGGCUGCCAUGGCUUAUGACCGGUACAUAGCAAUAUGUAACCCACUGCUUUACACUGUUAUUAUGUCCGAGAGGGUUUGUUGCCAGCUUGCAAUUGGAGCAUUUUUGGGGGGUACUAUGAGCUCAAUUAUUCACACUACUAACACCUUCCAUCUGUCUUUCUGCUCCAAAGAAAUUAACCAUUUCUUUUGUGAUAUCUCCCCAUUAUUCUCUCUGUCCUGUGCUGACACUUACACUCAUGACAUGGUCCUGGUGGUCUUUGCUAGUUUGGUUGAAGCUAUCUGUCUUCUAACAGUUCUUCUCUCUUAUGUCUGUAUCAUCACAGCCAUCUUCAAGACAGGCUCUGCUGAGGGAAGAAGGAAAGGCUUCUCCACUUGUGCUUCCCACCUGAUGGCAGUCACUAUAUACCAUGGUGCCCUAAUCUUCAUUUAUUUGCGACCUAGCACAGGUCACUCACUGGACAUUGAUAAAGUGACCUCUGUGUUCUAUACACUGAUUAUACCUAUGUUGAAUCCUCUUAUUUACAGUCUAAGGAACAAAGAUGUUAGUAAUGCCUUUAGAAAAAUGAUCAGUCUGAAAUUGCUUUCUUAA
This is a messenger RNA of Choloepus didactylus (southern two-toed sloth), 933 nucleotides long. RefSeq names its product olfactory receptor 1020-like. Gene Ontology annotation, molecular function: G protein-coupled receptor activity; olfactory receptor activity; odorant binding. Lineage: Eukaryota; Metazoa; Chordata; Mammalia; Pilosa; Megalonychidae. The coding region runs from base 1 to 933 and encodes 310 amino acids. Gene Ontology annotation, cellular component: membrane. Gene Ontology annotation, biological process: sensory perception of smell; G protein-coupled receptor signaling pathway. The transcript has a single exon. The record is from RefSeq and is a predicted model, not a curated record.